UGUGUGUGUGUGUGUGUGUGUGUGUGUGAGUGUGAGUGUGUGUGUGGGUGUGUGUGUGUGAUCAAAGAGAGGAACAGUGUUUGGUGAUCGCUAUAUAAACCGCGCCGCGUCUUUUCUGGGUCACUUUGCGCACUCGAGCCAUCGCAAGCGGAGCCACUUCAAGCCGAUUAUACUGUGACAAUGGCUCACGAAUGGGGAUACGGAGCGAAUAACGGACCAGACACAUGGCAUGAGAAGUUUCCGAUAGCUAACGGACCCCGCCAGUCUCCUAUUGACAUUGUGACUAGUGAGGUUCAGCAUGACCCUGAGCUCAAGCCGCUCACACUGCGUUAUGAUCCAUCAGUCUCACUGGACAUCAUCAACAAUGGCCACUCCGUGCAGGUCACUUUCGCAGAUGAUGAGGACAAAUCAACUCUGAAAGGGGGGCCCAUAACCGGAACCUACAGACUUAAACAGUUCCAUUUUCACUGGGGAUCUAGUGAUGAUAAAGGCUCAGAGCAUACAGUUAAUGGAAAAUUGUACCCUGCUGAGCUUCAUCUAGUUCACUGGAACACUACAUAUUCCAACUUUGGGAUAGCUGCUAGCAAGCCUGAUGGCCUUGCUGUGGUUGGAGUCUUCUUGGAGAUUGGUAAUGAAAACCCUCAACUCCAGAAGCUUCUUGAUGCAAUGGAGACCAUUAAAGCAAAGGGAGCACAGACUUCAUUUGAAAACUUUGACCCCACUUUGCUGCUGCCUGGCACACUGGACUAUUGGACAUAUGAUGGCUCUUUGACCACACCUCCACUGCUCGAAAGUGUUACAUGGAUUGUAUGCAAGAAGUCAAUCAGUGUUAGCUCUGCACAGAUGAAGAAAUUCCGUGGGCUGCUCUUCUCCUUGGAGGGGGAACCGAAGUGCAAUAUGGUGGAUAACUAUCGCCCACCACAGCCCCUGAAAGAUCGGAAAGUCCGCACAUCUUCGUAAUGAUCUUGCUCCUCUUAACCCUGCCCCUGUUUUUCUAUUGGAAUGUUUCCCUGUCAUCUUGCAAGAGCACUAUUGAGUCUUUGCUUUUUUGCGCUACACUUUUCACAUAUAGUCAGAAGAAGAUUAAUUUAUACUUCUGUACGUUGUCGGUAUGGUGCCUGGCCCAUCACAAUCAAGAUUCACCAAAACAUACAUACAAGCAAACCAAAAGUCCACCUCCAUUCUGAAGGAAUAUAUUAGACAAGACCAUUUUUAAAUGAAGUUGGCUAUCAGUCAUAAAUACUAUUUCAACCUGCUUCAAGAUUCAUGCAGCUCAGCAAAACCCACCACAACAUCCCUAAAAACAUUCUUUUUCACAGAUAUAACAUACUAUGCAAGGCUUUAGAUAAUGAAUUGUUCUAAGGAAAUGACCGUUCCAGGUUCAUCUUGGUCAAUAAAGAUGAAUCCUAAUUUCUGUUUCUACUACAACUAAUGGAGCAGAAAAAAGGAGAUAAAAUAUAUUCAGAGUACUGUAUGUGUGUAAUGGCAUCAUACCUACACUGACACACACACACAUUUAACAGCUCCCUCAGAGGAGCAGUGUGCUGGUUAAUGCUUGAGUAUCCUUUCGAAUGUGAUGUCUGGAACAGCUUAGAACUGUGAGCUGUUCUGUAAGAGUGCACAUAUGGUGUAUGUUGAUAUCUAAUGAACACAUAGUUGCUGCUGAAUUGUCCUUAAAACAAGGGCUUAUGCAAUAUAUACACACUAUUUUCCUACAGAUCAGUCAGCUCACUAAAACAUGCUAAUUCAGCAAAAUCUUAGGUUUUUCAGGUUUCCUUCCUUUUCUCACUUUGACAUGAAAUCACGGGACCAGAGAAUUUGUGGUGAUUAGUUAAACUGAAAGUGUCAGAUGUGUUGAUUGUAUUAGAUUUGAAAUAUAUGUGAUAUACUGCUAUUUAAGAUAUUUUAGGACUACAUUAUGCUAAUGCUAAAUUAGAGUUUAAUAAGAGUUUAAUUAAAUACAUUAUGCAUAACAUAAUUAUCUGUUUUAAUGUCAACCUUUGUGCAAUAAAUAAGACAGCUAAUAAAAAAACCAAAUAACUUGUCAUAUUAAACUGUUUGAUUUAUAUUUAUAGUAAUUGAAUAUUUAAAUAAAAUGCUUAGCAGGUCAUGCUUAAACUCA
This is a messenger RNA of Tachysurus fulvidraco (yellow catfish), 2122 nucleotides long. RefSeq names its product carbonic anhydrase. Lineage: Eukaryota; Metazoa; Chordata; Actinopteri; Siluriformes; Bagridae. Gene Ontology annotation, cellular component: cytoplasm. The transcript is spliced from 7 exons. Gene Ontology annotation, biological process: carbon dioxide transport. Bases 181 to 960 code for a protein of 259 amino acids. Gene Ontology annotation, molecular function: carbonate dehydratase activity; zinc ion binding. The record is from RefSeq and is a predicted model, not a curated record.